Messenger RNA from Macrosiphum euphorbiae (potato aphid), 366 nucleotides. NCBI's taxonomy places the organism in Eukaryota, Metazoa, Arthropoda, Insecta, Hemiptera, Aphididae. The record is from the annotation of a GenBank genome assembly.
AUGGGCAAGUUAGGCGAUCACGAUGAUUUAGAAUGGGAAAAAAUAAGGUCAAUGUUGCGAUACAUAUUUCGCGAAACAAAUAUAGAAAUAAUUAUAUGUGCAAAUGUAGAAUAUAGUGAAGAAGAAAAAGCAGUCAUUUUAUCACAAUUUCACGACUCAAAACUAGGCGGACAUUUAGGUGUGAAUAAAACUACUAAACGUAUCAGACAACAAUUUAUGUGGAGGGGUAUGAAAGAAGACGUAAAAAAAUUUAUAAGGAUUUGUACGUCAUGUCAGGUUAAUAAGGUAUCAAAUCGGCACAUAAAAAACCAAUGGCUAUUAUAUCCACUUCGUCUAAACCAUUCGAAAAAAUAUUUAUGGAUAUAG